AUGCUUAUUCACGCAGAACACCUUUUCAAAAUUCCGAUCGAGCUCAAUGAAGUCUCAAUUAAAUGAAUGACAAUUGGAGUUUUAUGUCCGGUAUAAAAAAUAUAGGAGACAACAAUCUUCAAGCCUCGGCCAUGAUAUGCCGCUCACAAACAAACCCGACGCACCAGCAGUAUCACUCGGCGAAGGUGGCGAUGUGGGACUGCCGCCAAUCACCAACAACCUCAGGGAACAAUUCGGUCGUAUUCUCAUCGACAAGAAUCCAUUGUUUGAGUACCGCCUUGCCCGUCAGUAUCGCCUCGAUCUGCUCCUCUGUGCAGACGCCGGGGUCAAGCGCUUAGCAGAACUUAGGAUACUGUGGCGGGGGGUCCUGUUUAAACGCAAAAGUGUCGGACGGACCAGACGAACAAAUAAUAAUCCCCAUCGUCGUCAGGCAAUGGCACGACGGUGUCGAUCUCGCCCGUGGCAAUAUCAUUGUUGAACAGCACGCCUUGUUCGAGUCGUGCCGGCUUCGAUCCUUGCAAUGACGUGAAAGUGAGAGUAUUCAAUUGAUAUAUGAGAGAUUAUUCACAAUCAUUUAUCUCUAUAGGGGGGUAUUUCGGCAUAGUCGAUCGCGAGUCUCACCGCCUCGCCGCCCAUCCAGUUGCAGGCAAAGUCGCGGUCGCCAUAGAUGAGAGAAACCUUGAUGUUAUUCUCGAGCAGGAAGGCCAGAUCCUCGAUCCAACCUGGACGCGGAUAGUCGCCAAUGCCUCGGAAGGCUGUCGAUACGGCUCUGUUGGACUGGGUCCAGUUGAGGGGUACGCCAAGUGCGGCUUGGACGUGUUCCUGAUUCACACCACCCCUUGUAAAAUGGGGUAGGGAAUGCGGCCGGCUCGACCUGCGAAAUGUCGUAGUAGUUGCGGCCGGAGUGCCGAAGAUAUGGCCCGCGACCCUCGCUGGAGCAGUAGUUCUCAGCGGUGCUGCAAACCUCAUUGACGGUGUCGUUGAUGCCGGUGUUAUCUGGGUCCCAGACGGCGGAAAGAACGCGGCAGUCCUCGACCAUAUCGCGACAACCGCCGCGCUUAACGAGGGAGUCGACCAUAUAGUCAUAAAUCGUUUCAUUGACUGUUUCGAUACCGUAUGUGUUUUUGAAUGCAAACUCUGGGUCUGAAGGCCACUGCACUUGGCGGUCAAGGCAGCCGUUGAUGAUUUAUGAGGGUAUCAAGAUUCAAUACUUUCAUGUCUCCAUCGUCAUCUUUCCAGGUACCAUUUUCGAUCUUCUGGUUCCGUUCUUCGAAGUACGCGAAAAAUGCUGGGCCGUGACGGCCACCAUAAGGCUCAGUGGCAAGGCUGAUUCGAGAGUCCCCUGGGUGGUAACCGGGGAAUUCUUGGAACCAUACCUGCGCAAAGUGCCGAAGAGCAAUUGCAGCACUACGACUAUCCAGUGCAGUGUUUUCCGGCUCGUUACUAGGGUACGUUCCGACCAGUAACGUAGCAUUCUGCUCUGGAAUUGGAUCAUUGGGGCCCAACUUGCACUAUAUUCGCAGGCUCGCAAUAUUGGGGAACAGGAGAGUGAUCCAUACCUUCAUUGUUCCAUGAAUAUUGAUUCAGUAUCGUUGAAUUUGAAUCCGGAUUGAUGAUGCAAGGACCGUUUUCAACCAACAAGCCCAUCUGUUUCCGGCAGUCAGCAAAUGCAAAUACUGCUACCCCUAUCCACCUCUCCAUCUCCACCCUCAAGGAGCUUUGGUUUAGGGCUGUCGCAUCACUUGAUUAUAGCAGAGCAUUUGAUGCAUCAAAAGAGGAAGAGAAGUACGAAAAAGUUGAGAAGGCGAGAGAUAAAAGCAAACUGGGGGCGUCACCAUCGAAGAGCUCCCGGGUCCUCCAUUGAUCCAUUUAGACAAAGGAGCAUUCUCUGGAUCUUUUUUUGCUUCAAAAAACCAGAAGAAUGUGUUGAUGGGGUAGUCUUGGUUAUCAUCGAGACCCUUCAGCGUAUGACUUGACCCCCGACGUAGUCUCGCAAAGUCCUGGCUGCCGUUGAUGUGAGCUAGGGAUGAGUCUAGAGUAGGGAUAUGUUUGCUCACCUCUUUGUAAGUGAUCUUAGCACCAUCACCAAAUUUGGAUUCCAAGCCUGUGACCCCUUCUGGCUUGAGAAGGAAUUGGGCUAGAGCUGGGAGACCAGCUACCAAAAGGCACAGUGCCGAUUUGGCGAAACACGACAUGUUCAACGUUUAUAGGGAGACUCUCACGACCACCUGGAGGAGGUUAUUUCUGAAGAAUACGUCUCAAACACCACCAACUUCGACGCUCAAGGGCGGGCUGCCUCUGCCUAAAUAACUCCAGCAACGUCCCAUCCUGCUGGAAGAUAUCCGGCAGUCGUGUGUU
This is a messenger RNA of Blastomyces gilchristii SLH14081, 2358 nucleotides long. RefSeq lists its product as uncharacterized. Bases 137 to 478 code for a protein of 113 amino acids. The transcript has 3 exons. NCBI's taxonomy places the organism in Eukaryota, Fungi, Ascomycota, Eurotiomycetes, Onygenales, Ajellomycetaceae. The record is from RefSeq and is a predicted model, not a curated record.